CGACCCUCCAGAAGGGAUCCUCCGCCUCCUGUCCUGAAGCAUCCUUCCUCUUCUUCCCGGGGAGACACAAUGGCCAUCCGGAGCCGGGCGGGAGCAGCAUCAGCAUCGACUCCCGCUGCCCCUCCGGCGCAGGCUGUGUGCAAAGGAAGUUAAGCUGUCUGCUGUACUGGUGGUGUAUAAAUGCAGACUACUAAGUAGCCUCUUAGUGGGCUUGUUGCUUCUGACCAGGUCAGCCGGACUUCAGUUCAGAAGAAUUACUAAAAAUGCAAACAAUCAGAAAGGGCUUAACCAUCAAGAUUUGUGACUGAAGAGGAGACGCGAGACCUUCAUAGCUGAAAGCUUUUGUCUUUCAAGACGCCAGUGAAAUAGAAAACAGGACAGAAUACACUUACCCAAGAUGAAUUUCAGCACAUCCACUGUGAACACUUUGUACCAUGACAGUACUGCCACUCCUGAACCAGACCGGGGAACAACUGUAGAUGCAAGUGGCUCAGAAACGGCUACCAUGUCACCUGAAACAAGCAGCUUUAAUAGCACCAAAAUCCCCGAUGUUGCCAGCAAUAGUUCUGGCAUGGGGACCAUGCUGCUCUCUUUUGGCAUAAUCACUGUGAUCGGACUGGCUGUUGCAAUGGUUUUGUAUAUCAGGAAGAGGAAACGACUGGAAAAGCUACGGCACCAGCUGAUGCCCAUGUACAACUUUGAUCCUGCUGAAGAACAGGAUGAGCUGGAGCAAGAGUUGCUGGAACAUGGCAAAGAUGCUGCAUCUGUGCAGGCCUCUCAGAACAAGACAAACCCAGGAGUGCUCCAGAGACCUAGUCGCCUUGUGUUCACAGAUGUUGCAAACGCCAUCAAUGCAUGAGCAUUUCUUUCUCAACCUGAGGCAUGAGAAGAGGUUACCAACCAAAUACGAGCAACUUCGCAUGGAUGGUGAACUUUGAUUCUAGCUGGGACAAAUAGCCAAGAACCAAUAUAUUUCAGAAACGUGAAGACUGUUGGUAUUUCUGUUGCCAUCCAAGUGCCCCACAUGUCUGUGCUCUACGUUUUAUUGGUAACGGUGAUACCAAGCUAUGUGCAAUAGAAGAUGUAAGGGUAUUUGUAGAUAAAUUGGUCAGAAUAUAUAUUGCGGUGGACGUGGGUUGGAAGCUAGAGCAUCACUUUCUAAGGCUUUGUUCCUUUGGAUUGUUGUGAGAGUGUCCUAACUCCAGAGUUCUGCAGGCAGACCUAAGCCAAUCUAUGCAGUAUACUUCUGGCUUCUACUGCCAAUUAUGUGGGUGUAACAUCCUGGAGCUGGAAACCUGAACAACCAUUUGCCAUGUUAUGGUAAACAUAAAAUAAUUAUACUAGAACAUUUGCUGGGCCACCUAGUUGUUCAAUUUCAUGUUCUGCAUGUACAUAGAAGCUGAACAUGAUCUUUCUAAUUGAUUCUGCCACCGCCAGGUAUUCUUCUAGUUACUCUUAUGGUAGUGAUAAUCUUGGGAGAUGGUGCUGUUGAUGGUGAUCAGUAUGGCUUAUAUGUGUGUUGGAAGUGGUUUAUUCAUCUGAACUAUCACAUCCACUGAGCAUUCAUUGAUACUCCAGGCAGGAGAGUCUUAGAGUAGGAGCAGCAAUACUAGCAUAGAUUUCAAGGCCAAUAAUCAGAUUCUUCUUCAGCCAAAGACAGGGAGUCUUGGUUGAAGGGCCAUCGAUUUGGAAGAAUACUGUGUACACAUGAAUGCUCUCAUAAACAUGUAACAAUCAGAAACUGGUUUUUUAUAUGGAACAGGUUAAAAAUCUGACCUUAACUUGUUGACUAUUAGAGAACCACAUUCAAAACAUUUUGAUUUUAUUUAUUUGUUUUGCCCAUUUUAAAAUAGGCAAGAACAAGCUGUGCAAAACACAACAAAAAGACAGGGUAAUGCUAUAUUUCCAAGUAUAUGUUUUGACCUUAGUUGGUAAGGCUAUAUGGGUGGGUUGUCUAAUUUUCCAGGCUUUAAAAAAAUCCAAUAUUUGGUUACUAUUUAAAGCCAGAUGUAUUUAAUGAAAGUAUUCUAAGUGAACUAUGUUCCAUCACUUUAAAACUGCACAUUUAAUGUUGCUUUCCCAUUUGUUAUGAAAGUUUAUGUAUUUAUAUAUGUAUGUAUGUAUUUAUUUAUUUAUUUAAGUAGUUGAAAUCGUGAUCUAUUUUUUUCAAAAAAAAGGUGGUGCUCAAAUUGUUAGAAGACUGGCAACUGGGUUUGGUUUCAUUUAAGGUUAUUGGGGAUGGGGAGGGAAUGGCUGUAUGAGGUAAAGUUUACAAAUGCACAGUGGUAUGUGCUGAACUCAGAAAUCCCUACACAGACUCUAUACUAAACUUAAGAAUUUAAUAACAACAUUCAAUUUCUUCUUCACAGAAGCUUAAGAUGCAUGCUUCUCCACUCCCCACUAAGGGCUUACAUACUCAGGGACCUGCAGUGGCAGUCAACUUCACUUCAGUUCACCCUUUGUAGUGUGAUCAUGGCUCUGCCUAUUUCCGAACCCCCAGGUUAUCUAUGUAUUUAUGUAUUAAUUCAUUCAGAAUUCAUUGUCUUUUCAUUUCCACAAUAGAGAAGGCAAAAGAAAGCUAAGAUGAAUCAGUAAAAGGCAAAUCCAUGGCAAGCAUCAUAAGUCUUAAAAAGGAAAAAUGGUGCUAGUCUUGGACCCCCUUGUGGGUGGCGUUUGCUCUCAUAUGUUGUGCAGGUGGAAGGAGAAUGGCCAAAAAAAUCUCAUACUUGGGAAACUGGCAGGUUAAAAUCCCUUGUGAUCACUGUGAAAAUCAAUGUCAUAAGAUGACAUAAACAACACAUUCUGUUCUGUUCCUUCUUUGAACUGCUCCCCCUCCAUGAAUAGCAUGAUGACCAAGCGUGGACAGUGAGGAAUAAGGUGUGACAUUCAAGCAGCAAUAGUUAAAUUGUGGGACAGGGACGUCUGGUCUAGGACCUGCCUGAUCCGGCUUACCUGCCUUGUGCCCCCUCAAAGGUCUGUUCCGAUGAGAGAUCCUUGAACUGUUCUUUACUGCUAAGGCCCAAAGUAAUACACUAUGAGUGAAGAUUUUUGUGUGAAGUUAACUCAUUUUAUGCUGUUUGAAACCCAGCCAAAAACCACUGGGCGAGUGUAUUGCUUAUUAAGAUGGGGGAAGUGCAGUCUGAUAUAAGUAAGGUUUCACACUGAGAGAUAUGAAGUGGUUUUCUUAUUGAUGUGUGUGUGUGCAUGAGAGAGAACGAGAGAGAGAGAGAAUAAGAGAAUAAAUGAAUAUAAAUCUAUAUGUAUGCUUGUCUAUAUCUUGGCUUUUCUCUUUUGAGCUCCUAUGACAACUAAGAAAAACACCUUCAGCCUCAUUUCUUCCAGUCUCUUCUUGAAACUGAACCAGGGGCACUCACACCCAUCCCUCAUGAUCUCAACUCAGUUUCCCCCUCCUCCUUGCUUAAGACAGCUUGUUUGACCUAUUUGUUUUGUGCAAGAGCAAGGCUUUAAAUCACAUGAGACUGGAUCUAUCUGACAGAUACAAGACAUUCAGUUGUCUCCCAGAUGAGUUAGGGGUGUGAUCUAUGUAACACAUGCAUCUGUAUAUCAGUGCUAUGGGUGUAUUGUCACUUGAUGGGUUUUUCAAUGCAUGCAGUUUGUCAGUCAGAGGUGAGGUUUGCUCUAGGCUUGUGCAGUGAUUGUGUGGAGGUCUAUUAGGCAUACAGCUGGCUGUGUGAAUAUAUGCAGCACAUAACUCCAUUAAAUGGAACGUCUUGGCUGGUUUCACUCUUCUUACUCCUGUAGAUCUUCCAGCCUUUUGAGAUAUAUCUAUAAUAAUCACUGUAGGAAAAUGGAAUUAUAAUGAAACCUUUUAAGAAAUCCUUUCCUAAGGGCUUUCAUGGAAACAUGAGCAGCUCACUUCCCUCUAACAGCCCUAUUUAACAUCCCUUUUGAACAACAAGGAUUCAGUUGAAUCUACAGUUCACAGCAGACCCUAAUUAACCUUUUUCUGACAGUUCUGUCCUACAAAAUAAUAAGUCAAGCGGCAUUGCAUAGAGGAGGGGAAGUGGGAACUAUAUAUUUCAUUAUCACUUGCAUUGGUGAUAUUGGCUGCAGCUAACAAGAGUUUGAGCACAGCAAUAUUUGGAGUCCACCAAUGGCAACUGGUGACUUAAUAACAUUAAUAUUAUUAACUGGUGUCUUCCAUGUCAGGAGGCAAUAAAUCAGUCCUGAUUUCAAAGAGUUAUCUAUGGUACUGAUGCCCACUCCCCAAAUAGGUCCAGCACUUUGGAUAGUACCUUCAGGGUUGCGACUAGACAGAUUUUCCAUCCCAAUGACACUGAAACUACCAACUGAACAUUUUGAAGGUCACAGGUUUCCCACCAGAGCCUGCCAUAGAGUCUGCUGAGUAUAAAAUGAAGGAAAUGGAAGCAGCAGGCCCAUUACUGAGCUACUAUAAGGCAACUUAGAUCUGUGAAGCUUUGGGUGUUUUUUUCCCCCCUUUUUUCAGAAAUGGCCAGUUUGGCUACUGACACCAGACAUUGACACUUCACAGUAGCAGGCCUAAUUCUCAGGCACCUCUAGGUUUUGCAGUUAAAUGUGACCAGGAUUUCCUCCUCUGCUUCUUCUUUUUCACAAUGAUUUCAUUGCUUCUUAAGCAUUCUCACCACUGAAGCAAAAAAGAAACAAAAAGGUGCAACUGGAAGAUGUAAUGUAUUCCCCAAAUGCAACAAUAUGCUCUAUGAAGUGCUGUUAACUUAAAUCCUUGCAAUUCUCAGGCACUUGAAAGCACAGUGAUUAACUUGCUGUAUAUGUGGGAUGAGCAUGCACAUUUAUUCAUUGGAUAUUUCUGCAAAAGAAACAACUGAACAGUCUUGUGCCCUAGGUUUGUUGAACUGCAACCCCCCACCAUCUCCCAGCCAGCAUGUCCAAAUAGCUGUGGAUUCUGGAAGUUGUAGUUCAACAGCUCUGGAAGGUACGAGACUGCAAUAUAAAUAGAAAAUGCCCUUCCAGGGCAGGGAAUGACCUAAGCCCAAUUGUUUGUCCCAAAUACAAUAGACCUGUUGAAUCAACAAGAAUUUGGUAAGCGGGCACUUCUGUAAAUUGCAUUGAUUCAACAAGUCUAUUAUAAUUGGGACUAACAAUUGGAUUCAAGCCAAUGGGGACUGUUGUCUGUUCCCUUCAUCCUGCCAACUCUGUCCUUCGUUGAAAGCUUUAUGGUGAGGUAGUGCUGGUGUCUAUCAAAAGAGACGGGCCAAUGUGUGUAUGUGUGUUUGUGGAAGUAUGUGUAGGGCUUGUGCCGCAGUAUUCUUCUAAUGCAAUAGCCCCUCCUUACGGGGUACUUUGAAGCACCUGCAUAAUGGUAGGAUAACUGUUACAAUAACAUGUAUCUGUAUUUGAAAUAUUAUUAAAAUAUUUAUGUGAAAUCAA
Messenger RNA from Anolis carolinensis (green anole), 5388 nucleotides. It is a transcript of the gene c2h3orf18, whose product is annotated as chromosome 2 C3orf18 homolog. The record is from RefSeq and is a predicted model, not a curated record. The transcript is spliced from 6 exons. NCBI's taxonomy places the organism in Eukaryota, Metazoa, Chordata, Lepidosauria, Squamata, Anolidae. Bases 398 to 859 code for a protein of 153 amino acids.